This is a messenger RNA of Mugil cephalus (flathead mullet), 2554 nucleotides long. It is a transcript of the gene eif4ebp2, whose product is annotated as eukaryotic translation initiation factor 4E binding protein 2. Gene Ontology annotation, biological process: negative regulation of translational initiation. The coding region runs from base 185 to 541 and encodes 118 amino acids. NCBI's taxonomy places the organism in Eukaryota, Metazoa, Chordata, Actinopteri, Mugiliformes, Mugilidae. The transcript is spliced from 3 exons. Gene Ontology annotation, cellular component: cytoplasm. The record is from RefSeq and is a predicted model, not a curated record. Gene Ontology annotation, molecular function: eukaryotic initiation factor 4E binding.
UCGUGCUUCCUGCCUUGCUGAGGGAGGGGACGGUGCUGACGGCUGGGAGGACGAAAGGAGAGACAAGAAAGCCUUCGGGAAGAUAUAAGAGAGUGGGGAACGGCCCGGGAGUCCACCGUCCGUCGGGAAAUAAACACCACAGUUUUCUGCAGCUGCUGGAUCUGUCCCCGAAUCGGCGCUGAAAAUGUCGACCAGUCGUCAGCUUAGCGAGAGCAGGGCCAUCCCGACCCGGACGGUGUUGAUCAACGACACAACGCAGCUACCUCAUGACUACUGUACCACCCCUGGAGGCACUUUAUUCUCUACCACUCCCGGCGGAACCCGGAUCAUCUAUGACCGUAAGUUCCUGCUGGACAGGCGUAAUUCUCCCAUCGCCCAGACUCCCCCAGCUCACUUGCCUGUCAUCCCUGGAGUGACCAGCCAACAUGUCCUGAGUGAGAACAAGAAGAAUGAAGCCAACAACCACAUCAACAACCAUGAUGGCAAGCCUACAACCGGUAAGAGAUACGGUGAUGACGCCCAGUUUGAAAUGGACAUCUAACCAACUGGAACCACACCAGCAAAAGGAAUUGACCUGGCAUCAUGCGUGCCAGUGGCUUGGCUUGUAGAAACCAAUGUUGUGAGCCCUCAUGGCAGCCAUCUUCUUUAGCUCUUUGUCUCACUACUGGGUGUAAUUUGUGUGAACCAUGGGGAUUCAGUAUAUCAUACAUACAGGUACAGUGUGGCCAACUCUUAUUUGAAUUUAUUUCCAUGGUUACCAGUGCAAAUCAACAUCUGCACAACAAAGGGAGCGGGGUCUGAAUAUUAUUUGUCUGGGUAAAGACAAACUGUCCAAUUGGUCGAUCGCUGUGCUCAUCUUAACAGCUUUCAGUGAGUCAAGAACCUUAGCAGAGCACAUUUAUAAUAUUCAAAGUUAAUUGGGGGAUGAGCUGGUCAUUUUUUAGCACCGGCCUUCGAAUCAGUCAAAAGCUUGGGUAUCCAUCACAGUUUUAAAGACCCUAGUAAGCACGUUAUUUAAUUUUUUUUUACUUGAAAAACUCUACAAUCCAUUACCAGUUGGACCUUUUCGUUUUCCGUGAUGCUAUGUAGGGAUGAAGAGAUGUUCCUAUUUUCCAAUUAGGGGAAGAUUUCAUGUCAUUCCACGAUAUUUAGUCUCCAUUAGCAACACAUGCCUGUAUGAGUUUCCAACUUUCAGGGUAAAACAUUUUUUAAAAUGAAGUUUUGGCUGCGAUUUAACAGUUUUGUAAUCGAAAUGAUUGUAUUUCCCAAUGAUGUGUAAAGCUAAAUAUGAGUCCAGCUAUUGAAAUUCUUUUCAGUUAGAGUUAGAUUCGGCCACAGCAUCGAGCCACUGAUUUCAUCACUGAAGUGGCCUCACUAUGACUCUUAAUUACACAUUUCUCAUCUGCCCAGCACAGUUACUACACUGAUAAAAAGGGUUUAUUGUGUUGGCAGAUAAUUACACUUGGCGCCAUCUUCCUGGUGACUUUGAAUAUCUGGACAUUUAGAGCAGCAAGGAAAUGGUUAAUAUCCCAAUGUUCUUUCUUGGAUGAGAUGCAAGAAGACGAUGAAAAACUUGAAAUAGUCCAGAUGUUUUAUAUGCAUUUUAUUUUUUUGAUGCCAUUUCUUAGUAUUGAGGGGUUUUGGUUGGGUAUAUGCACUGUCAAGCCUUUGGAUUUAUUAGACUGAACCAGAAAACAUUGUUUGCAUCACGGCUUGAUAGGUGCUAUCCCUGAAUCUACAAAUCUGUCCCGAGUGUCCUUAUCCAUUUUACAUUACCGUAUUCUUUUCAUGCGUCAUGCCCGCCCAUGCCUUACUUUACAUGAAAUGCAGUAACUAAAACUAGGUCAUCAAUUUGUACUUUCCAACAGAUGUUUAUUUUUUCACUGUAACAUUGAACAGGUAACAUUGGACUUGGCAAUUGAGCAACGCAAAUACUUUUUAUCUUUUAUUUUCGACAUGAUUUCCCUCCUCAAGCAGCUGUUAAGUUGACAGUGUACAUGUCUUUGUGGAAUACUGAAGUUCACACCUCAGCGUGGCGAGAGUACAACAUUUUGGCCCAAUAAUUAGUUCUUUAAAUCCACAAUCUUAGUCUUGUCUGAUAAUUGUACUCUGUCCACACAGCAGCUCUAAACUUGGGAAAUGAUUCACCACGACGUUCCUGUUUUCCAUUCGAGUUCGUUCGUCAUAAUUACUGGGACUUCUGAAUUCUGUCUAUAAAAAAAAAAAAAAGAUAAUAAAAUACCAUUUUCAGUUUUGACUUUGUAAUUAACUCUGACCAUGUUUGAUGACAAAUACAUCCAGGGGUUGCUUGAACCCAGUUUGCAUUGCACAUUGUUGGCGAUUUAAAUGUCUUCAUAUUACAUAAUUCAGAUGGCAGAUUUAUUUCGGAUCUGUUUGGUUUGACAAUGAGGGCUUUACAUUAUGUGUUGGAAGAGAUUUGAAACAAACUUACUGUAAAUUUCUGUUCUGAUUUUAAACAACUUUAUUUUAAAUGAAACUCCAAUGCCAGUGGACACUGUUGCUGCAAGAUCAAUAAAAUUCCGUAACAAAGAAA